Messenger RNA from Anolis sagrei ordinatus, 3553 nucleotides. It is a transcript of the gene MASTL, whose product is annotated as microtubule associated serine/threonine kinase like. Gene Ontology annotation, molecular function: protein serine/threonine kinase activity; ATP binding. Gene Ontology annotation, biological process: intracellular signal transduction; peptidyl-serine phosphorylation. The record is from RefSeq and is a predicted model, not a curated record. NCBI's taxonomy places the organism in Eukaryota, Metazoa, Chordata, Lepidosauria, Squamata, Anolidae.
AAGGGGAGAGAGAGGGGAAGCGCGGGAGGGGGGCGCUGGAAGGCGAUGGAGGCCGGCGAGGCCCAAAAGAGCUCGGGCGAAGGGCCCCAGGCAGAGAGGCCCCGGCCGCCCUCCAUCCAGGACUUCGCCAUCCUGAAGCCCAUCAGCCGUGGCGCCUUCGGGAAGGUCUACCUGGGCCGCAAGGGCGGGAAGCUCUACGCCGUCAAGGUGGUAAAGAAAGCCGAUCUUAUCCACAAGAAUAUGGUCCAUCAAGUACAGGCAGAGAGAGACGCCCUGGCUCUUAGUAAAAGCCCUUUCAUUGUCCACUUAUACUACUCCCUCCAGUCUGCAAACAAUGUCUAUUUGGUAAUGGAGUAUCUCAUUGGGGGAGAUGUUAAAUCUCUUCUUCACAUAUAUGGCUAUUUUGAUGAAGAUGUGGCCGUGAAAUAUAUUUCUGAGGUAGCCCUGGCUCUAGAUUACCUUCACAGACAUGGGAUAAUCCACAGGGACCUGAAACCAGACAACAUGUUGAUUUCUAAUCAGGGUCAUAUUAAAUUGACAGAUUUUGGAUUGUCCAAAGUUACACUGAACAGAGACCUCAAUAUGAUGGAUAUCCUUACAACACCAUCCAUGGCAAAACCAAAGCAAGACUAUUCACGCACCCCUGGACAAGUUUUGUCUCUCAUCAGCUCUUUUGGUUUUCAAACUCCAGUUGGAGGAAAAGUGCACACACCUAGUCCAAGUCCUAUCUGUGCAGACAUGUCUCAGAUUUCUCAAGGGCUUGUUUCCCCCUUAUCUGUAAGUCAAAAAGACUGCCCAGCUGCAUCAAAUAAACUCCUGAGAGCAUGCCUCGAUGCUUCUGUCAUAACACCUACCAUUCCAGCAAGGUGCCUGACCCCGACUCUGCUUCAGUCCAGAAAAAGGUAUGGGACUUCCAGCGCCAGCAGCCUUUCCCGCACGCAAUUGUCCAGCAUGGAAUCUGAGUGCUGCAGCAGCCCCCGGUGGGAGAAAGACGUUCAGGAAGCAGAAGAUGCACUCUUGUCUACCUCAGGCAAAGGAGUUAUAUCAGAAACACCGAAGAAUACAGAUUUAUUGCUUACCAAUGGUAUUAAAGGCUUGAAGCGAAAGGCUCUGGAGUGUGCCAUCUCUCCCAUUAGCAGCAAUGAAUCAGGGAACAGGAUUUGUGAAAGAACUGAAUCCUUUAAUGCACCUGAAAUAUCUGUAAGAAAUUGUGAUGUCAAAGAUUUGGUCCGAAAAUGUCUCUCGGAAUAUAUAGAAUGGGAAGGAAAGAGCUGUACAGGAAAACCUGCCCUGGCAGAGGCGACAGCAGCAAAAUCCUCUAAUGACCAGCUGUCCCCUCUGAACUCCAGCAAUCUUUUGAAGGAAAGAAAAGAGGAAGCGAUGGUAGAGAUGCCAGGUGUCAAAAGACGCUUUGGGUUGGUUGACACCAGCCCUUCUCAAGAAUCUUUCCUUGUUAAAAAAAAGAAUGCAGAUUUCAAACGUGGCUGUAAAAUCACCGAAAUCCCUGAAAAACAGAGCACAGGCUUAACAUCUGAAAUCGAUUGCCUUACAUUUGGUGGAUGUUUGCAAAAGACUUGUACAGACAGUGGCCAAGCCAAAGAUUGCAGUUGGACGCACCAAAAUCAAGGCAGCAAAGCAGCCACUCCUUUUAUAGCUAAGAAUCUCUUGGAUUAUUUAGAUGCAGAUUGUGAAAAAAAUGGCAAAAAGGAACACGCUAACUCCAGUUUCUUGUGCAUUGAUGAUGAGAAGCCUUUGGCAAGUAUGAGCCUGGACUCGGAUCUGUCCCUCCCAGAAGUGUCUACUGCAGACAGUCAUUUAGACAGGAGCAUUAAAGAUGUUACCUUUGAGGAAGCAAAAACAGAGGUUGGGUCCACAACAUCCCCAUGUUGCUCAAGAGGUGAUGAGAAGCGCGCUCUCCAGGAGAGCAAACAGCAACAUGAUCAGGACAGGAGUGUGAAAAGUGCAACCGAAACACAGACUCGUGUUCACUCAUCUUCAGCAGUGGAAUCACACAAAGCCCUAAACCUCUUCAAGAAAAACGUGGUUGCCUUUCAGAGUUAUAAUAGCAUGAUAAAUAUGUCGAAUAUGUCCGAACCAUCAAGAAGUGUGAUUUCUGUAGAAGGAAUGGAUAUCUCUGCUUGCAGUGGCUCUUAUCCUAUGACUGUCACACCUGCACAGAAGGGGACAUCCUAUAGAGUAUACCAGACUCCUCAGACAAAUGCUGGUACACCUUACAGGACCCCAAAAAGUGUCCGAAGAGGAGCUGCUCCGGUCGACGGGGAACGCAUUUUAGGAACUCCUGAUUACUUGGCACCUGAACUGCUUUUGGCAAAGGCUCAUGGUCAUGGAGUUGACUGGUGGGCACUUGGAGUUUGCUUGUUUGAGUUCCUAACUGGAAUUCCACCAUUCAAUGAUGAAACAGCACAUCAAGUAUUUCAGAAUAUUCUGAAAAGAGAUAUUCCAUGGCCUGAAGAUGAAGAGAAAUUGUCAGAUAAUGCUCAGAAUGCAAUAGAUAUCCUUUUAACCAUUGAAAGUAGUAGACGAGCUGGAUUUAAGGAGCUGAAGCGUCACCCGUUCUUUCAUGGCGUAGACUGGGAAAAUCUGCACAACCAGCCUAUGCCCUUCAUACCCCAACCUAACGAUGAGACCGACACUACCUAUUUUGAAGCUAGGAAUAAUGCUCAGCAUCUAACAGUGUCCGGAUUCAGCUUGUAAUAACAACACAAUGGAACUUUUCAGUGGGUUGCACAUGUAUGAACCUUCCUUGCAUUCGUUUGCUUCUUAUUUUGUAACCAUGAUGUUUUUAAAAUCUGGUCUGCUUUUAGUUCAUUCGAAGGUGUUGACGUGUUUGGUUCCAAACAGCUCCCGAUUGUACUUUUACUGUAGUUACUGCACUUUAUGUAAAUCCUACAUAGGUAAUGGUGGUAUGAGUCACUAAAAUUGUUUUCUGCUGCUAGAGUGUAUUUCUAAUUGUGGGAGAGGGGCCGUCAUCAUAGGCAUGACAAGUACAGUAAAUGCAGAGCAAUGUGUUUAUGUGCAGGUAGUUCAAAGUACAGAUGGAAUUCCAUGUCAGAAUCUAUUUGAGGUUGAUUUUAGGCCACUUUAAUGAUAUAACAUAGCAACUUCUAGAUUUUCAGUUCAGCUUCUCCUAUGUGCCAGUCCAUUUAGGAUGCACACUUUCAGGCACUUUGGGUCAUUUAUGUGUUGCUGGUUCUGCUGCUAAGCUAUCAGUAUUCUCCACUGUCUCUCAUAUUAUUGCCAAUGUCUACUUUUCCCAACUCCGUUAUUUAUUUACAAAAUCCCUCCCCACUCCAAGUAGGUUUUGUAUGUCCUACUUGUGAUUUCUGGAUUGAACAGGUUUAAAUACUGAAAAGCAGUCAUUUGGUUAUUCUGUAAGCCAGGUAAACAGCCUAAUCAAAAUGAAAAUCAUCCUGUGUAUAUUUAAGUCUAUAGAUUUAUAACUGAAUGAAAUAAAGAACAUCAGGUGAGAUUUUAGUAAAUAUGAAGUUUAAACUGAUCUUUUAAACCAUUUAAAUAAAAAUCUUGUAAGACA